Molecule: messenger RNA, 636 nt
Organism: Acanthosepion pharaonis
Lineage: Eukaryota; Metazoa; Mollusca; Cephalopoda; Sepiida; Sepiidae
Source: the annotation of a GenBank genome assembly
AUGUGUGCACCGGAAACGGUUACCAUAGCUACGUCUCCCCCUCUCUCUCUCUCUUUCUCUAACUCUCACUUUCUCGCUGUCUCGCUGCCUCGCUGCCUCGCCCUAUAUGAGAUAUUUUCAUAUCUAUCUAUCUAUCUAUCUCUUUAUCUAUCUAUCUAUCUAUCUAUCUAUUUCUGUCUUAUUAUCUGUCUAAUCUUUUCAUAUCUAUUUAUCUAUCUAUAUCUGGUCAUGUUUAUCUCGCAGUAUGUUGCAAUCUAUCUAUCUAUCUAUCUAUCUAUCUAUCUAUCUAUGAUCAUGUUUAUCUCACAGUAUGUUCCAAUCUAUCUAUCUAUUUCUGAAUAUAUUUAUGCCGCAGUCUGUUCUUAUCAAUCUAUUUAUCUAUCCUAUCUAUUGAUCUCACACUAUUCACAUCUAUCUCGCAGUCUGUUCAUCUCUACCUUAUCCAUCGUUCUAUGUGUUUCUAUCUAUCUAUCUAUCUAUCUAUCUAUCUUAUCUAUCUAUCUAUGUAUCUAUCUUAUCUAUCUAUCUAUGUUCAUAUCUAUAUCUGUCCAUCUCUCUCACUCUCUCUCUCUCUUUUUCUCUCUCUCUACCUAUCUACCUAUCUAUAUUACUCUGUACACAUCUCGCUAUCAUUAG